AUGAUGCGCUGGCUCAGAGGCAGCACGGCGGCAGGAACACCGGGCGCAGAGGAAGGAAUCGGCAAAGAAAAUGUUAUGCCAAUGGUAUCAGACAACCUCAAUGCCGAGGGCGCGGAGCAUGAGGUUGAGACCUCGAAGAAGCCGUUGCGCAACACCCCGCGCCGUGCUGCAGCAAAGUCCAAGAAGAGCGCUCCUGCCAAAGCUUCGCCCGCGAAGGCUGCGACUCCCCUGCGACGGUCCACGCGCGCGCAAUCGAGAAAGAGCGGGGGCUUCUUCGACGCGGCACAGGAAGCCACGCCAGACCCGAUGUCAAUCGCCUCGAUCAUAGAUGCACCUCCGACAUCGACACCACCACAUCCCGAAUUCAGUGCUGCCGACGAAGCACAAAUGUUACAAGAUCUGGACAACACGGACGAAAGUCACGUCGAGUUGGGUGAGAUGGGGAUGCCGCAACACGUCGUCUCUCACACUCAGGAAGACGAGAGUCGCGUCUCGUUGGGUGAGAUGGAAGUGCCACAGCAAGUCAUCUCUUACACUCACCCAGACGGGACGGUGGCAGAAGUUGCAAGUGGAGAGCCAGCGGCUGAGAUGUCUGCGUCUCUGCGAGAUGCUGUCGCUUCAGAAGAGGCUGUCGCUGUACAGGAGACUGCUGCUGUACAGGAGACUGCCACUUCACGAGCGACGGAAGACACUCACGCGGUUUACUCAGCUACGCCGGCUUUCGAUUAUGCCAGCCAGAACUCGACGCUUCCUGUAGAUAAUCUAACAAUCUCCGCGACCGGCACAUGCUACGUUCCAUCAUCGUUCCGCCCCGAUGGCUCCAUCCGUAGAGAGAUUCGGAUUCGUCCUGGCCACGCCUCAUCGGUGCCUACGAAUACGGAACCUAACAUCAAAUUCAUCCCAAACCUAUCGGCAUCUGAAGCACUCCCAUCACAAACCGACAUCGCUCAGUCGUCAAUUCCAGCCCCGUCGACCUCUAACCAAUCGAAUGAGUCCUUUACAAGCCACAGAGCUAUAUGCCCAGGAGGAUUCCUUACUAGCAGAUACGCAGACGUCCCAGCUGCAACACUAACACAAGCGUCGGGUUUCACUACGCCGUUCUCCGCAUAUGCAGCAAACGUCAACUCAGGGAAACGUCGACAUGUCGAGGAAGAGAACGAGGGACCAUCGGGAUUUCAGGAUGAGCGCUCAGCGAAACGCAUGCGUACCACGAACAGUCGCGAGUCCAUAGGUGACCGCCGUACGGCAGUUCCUCAAAUACUUCCCAGCCCUUAUGACAGAUACGAAUGGGCGCUUAUCAAUGACAACAUGAGGGAUAGCCAGGAUCAAAGCAUGGUCUCUGAACCUGAAGAGACGCCAGAACGGUCAAUUGUUGGUCAAGACAUCGUCGAUAGAGAGCCAGUAAUCAAGACUGAGCCCGUUGACGAUGCACCAAGCAACUCAGCUGUGAUCCCACCAGCUCCCCCUCUGACGCCAGCUCAGUCCAAUUCACCAAGUGUACGACAGCCACCGACCGCAUCAAUAGCAACACAAGGUCCGACCUCGCAAGCUCCGGUCUCAGCUCCCGAGUAUAUCGACCUUUUUGAACUCUGCAUACCACGCUUUGGCAAGCGCCAACCGAUACAGCUCGAGCUAAAUAAAAUCAGAGAAAUAGAAACAAAGACAGCGCUGAUAUUGAGUGGUCAUAAGGAGAAAGUCGACAUUCUAGGCCAACUCCCUCCUUGGAUGCGGGUCAAUAUUUCGAGGAAGCAAAGACAGUUGAUUAACGAUCUCGUGAGGCGUAUCAAAGCAGCGAAAGCAGGCCAGCAUAGCUAUGCCGACGUGAGAAGUUUCAACGCCACCCCGAGUGGGUCUACGCCAGCACCCACAAGAGCCACAGCAGUACCAGUCACACAGACAUACCAGCAGAAAUCUGUCAUGGCCGCGCCAACACCACCCCAAGCUCAAUUGUUGGCACCUCAACAAGCCCGUCAACCCUACGGUCUCGACCCCCUCAAGUACGAGAACACAUUCGGUCCAGCUCUGGUAUACAGCGCACUGGAACAAGUCAACAAUAUGCUAGGAGCGUUUGGAGUCAACGCACGCUGUUACCCCAGUGGCAUGGACUCGAUAACUCUAAAGAACCAAAGUAUAGUGCCGCCUCCUCCUCCGACUGGCUGCAUGCUUCUUUCACUGGAGAACAUGCCCUACGUCAAACUGGCUGGGCCGGCUCUGGUGAACCACGCGUUACACCAGGUCAACGACAUGACCAGCUCAUUGUGGCCUGGACAGUUUGUGUUGCAUGGGAAGGACAUGCUGCUGUUGCAGUCGUAG
This is a messenger RNA of Alternaria viburni, 2313 nucleotides long. RefSeq lists its product as uncharacterized. The transcript has a single exon. The record is from RefSeq and is a predicted model, not a curated record. Bases 1 to 2313 code for a protein of 770 amino acids. Lineage: Eukaryota; Fungi; Ascomycota; Dothideomycetes; Pleosporales; Pleosporaceae.